GCGCGGCGGGCCGGUGGCCCGGCAGCAUGCCGGGGGCGGCAGCUCUGGGGCGGUAGCGGAGGGGCCGAGUCGCUGCCGGGGCGGCGGGCGCGGCGAUGCGGCUGCUCAGUGCCUUCCUGCGGCUGCUGGUGGCCGGGGCGCUGGGGGCGCCGCCCGCCCCGGCCCCGGAGUCGCGGGGGACCCCCAGCGCGGAGCCGCCCGUCCUGAGCUUUCGGGAAAUCUGGAAUCGUAGUUUCUGCAGGCCUCUGGAGCAGCUGGUGGACGUCAUUACCGAGUUCCCCAACGAGGUGGAGUACAUUUUCAGACCCUCCUGCGUCUCCCUGCAGCGCUGUGGGGGCUGCUGCGGGGAUGAGGGUCUCCUCUGUGUCCCUGUGGAGACAAGCACAGUCAUCGUGCAGCUCCUGAAGAUAAAACCAAAUGGGGAGGCACCCUACGUGGAGAUGGAGUUCACUGAGCACAAGAAGUGCGAGUGCAGGCCUCGGCAGGACCUGAUGAGGUUGGGCAGGAGGAGGUCCAAGGGCCGAGGUAAGAGAAGACAAGUCAAGAGGAGACGUAAAGACUGUGAACUGUGUGGGACUCCGCGCAGGUAGCCUUCGCUCUGCCCCGGCCUCGCUCCUGUUGCCUGCGUUUGAGCCAGCUGUGUUUCCCCGUGGUGUGGGGAACUUGUGGAGCCAUGCCCCUCCAAACAACGGUGGGGAGCAGAACUCUGACAGGGAAAAGCUGACUGAACUCUUGCUUGGCUCUGGUGGGAUUGCAGCCUGGAAUUGAGGACUCCCUUGCCCAAUCUACACUAUUGGCAGCAGGACAAAAGGACCCAUGAGCAGGCCUGGGGCUGAAGAUAAAGGAGCUUAAGCAGCAUGGUUGGUGUUUGAGGGCAUCCUGGGGGCAACGAGAAGCAGAGCUGGUGGAUGUGCUGCUGAAGCUGGCUGGGGACAGCAUGAUGUGGGGGGUGAGGCGAGACAGCUUGGAUGGCUGCAGCUGCAAAACUGCUCUGUCCUGCCAGAGCCCUGCAGCUGGAGAGGAAGGAAACCUGGGAUGGGCAAGGCUUGCAGGGCUGUGUCAAUCCCAGCCUUGGCUGGGGGCAGCCCAAGAGGGUGCGAGGGAACUUGCAUGGGAAGUCCUCCUGGUGGAGAAGGGGUGGGAAUCGGGGUUGCCCUGGCUCCUCGCUUACUCAGAGCCACAUCCCAGCCUUGCCCUGCUCAAUAAAACCUGGUGGUCAGGUGCAGGAGCUGGCCGUGUGAGUACUCUGACUGCUUUCCAGCAGCUGCAGACA
Apus apus (common swift) is the source of this 1273-nucleotide messenger RNA. RefSeq names its product placental growth factor (gene PGF). Gene Ontology annotation, cellular component: membrane. Gene Ontology annotation, biological process: positive regulation of angiogenesis; positive regulation of protein phosphorylation; positive regulation of mast cell chemotaxis. Gene Ontology annotation, molecular function: chemoattractant activity; vascular endothelial growth factor receptor binding; growth factor activity. NCBI's taxonomy places the organism in Eukaryota, Metazoa, Chordata, Aves, Apodiformes, Apodidae. The record is from RefSeq and is a predicted model, not a curated record. Bases 96 to 590 code for a protein of 164 amino acids. The transcript has 7 exons.